Molecule: messenger RNA, 2176 nt
Organism: Sciurus carolinensis (gray squirrel)
Lineage: Eukaryota; Metazoa; Chordata; Mammalia; Rodentia; Sciuridae
Gene: Immp1l
Product: inner mitochondrial membrane peptidase subunit 1
Exons: 8
Coding region: 198-842 (214 amino acids)
Cellular component (GO): mitochondrial inner membrane peptidase complex; membrane
Molecular function (GO): serine-type endopeptidase activity
Source: RefSeq, a predicted model, not a curated record
GUAAGGACCGAGGACUUCUGCGGGGCCCAGGUGAGAAAGACCCACCUGAGUCUUGGGUGAGGGUCUUCCGGGGUUCUUUGGGGGACAGAGGAAUCCUGAAACCAUGGAUCACCCACAUAAGCUUUGAGACAUUCUUUAGAUUUCUUCCUGGAAGCCCUGCAACUACCCUAAAAUUGAAUGUAUUGUAAAACAGACAUAUGGCAAAAAUAACAAUCUCUGUCUCAGCCAAGUGGGACUUCGAUUUUCUACUCAGACCUAUUUUCCUGUGCUGUGAUUUGCCCAGCCCUCUCAUACUUUCAGAGAAAAGGCCAGGCCAAUGGUGGCAGAGUCUACAUAGAACUAUGCUUCGUGGUGUUCUGGGAAAAACCUUCCGACUUGUUGGCUAUACUAUUCAGUAUGGCUGUAUAGCCCAUUGUGCUUUUGAAUACGUUGGUGGUGUUGUAAUGUGUUCUGGACCAUCAAUGGAACCAACAAUUCAAAAUUCAGAUAUUGUCUUUGCAGAAAAUCUUAGCCGACAUUUUUAUGGUAUCCAAAGAGGUGACAUUGUGAUUGCAAAAAGCCCGAGUGAUCCAAAAUCAAAUAUUUGUAAAAGAGUAAUUGGUUUGGAAGGAGACAAAAUCCUUACCACUAAUCCAUCAGAUUUCUUUAAAAACCAUAUUUAUGUACCAACAGGUCAUGUUUGGUUAGAAGGUGAUAAUUUACAGAAUUCUACAGAUUCCAGGUAUUAUGGACCUAUUCCAUAUGGACUAAUAAGAGGACGAAUCUUUUUUAAGAUCUGGCCUCUGAGUGAUUUUGGAUUUCUACGUGACAGCCCAAAUGGCCACAGAUUCUCUGAUGAUUAGCAAGCUUGAUUAUUGUUUCCUGUUCAAGUGAAUUUAUUACUGCAGUUGAAACCAUGUACUUACCAAUAAACUAUUUGCUGUUCAGUUUUAGAUAUUUUUGUUAAAUGUAAAGAAUAAGUAACACAUUCUGAAAACUCUGAGUUCAAAAUAUUUGUGUAAAAAUAUAUCCAAGGUCAGUGUUCCAUCUAAAUUUUAUGUUAGAUACAAAAUAUUGGGGGGGGGGUACCUGAAUGACUACCUCACUUGCAAAUUUUUUGUCUUGUAAGUAAAAUGAAAAUAAUCUCUUCUUGAAAGUGCCUUAUACUUCACUAGAGUAAGUAAGUCAGAACACUAAUUAUUCUUAUUUAUAAGUUCAAUCUGACAUCAGGAGUCCAUCCUAAAUAAAUUGCUUCUAAGUUAUAUGCUUGACCCACUCAUUUGAAGUUAGUUUCAGUUAUUCCAUUAGAGAGUCUAUAAAUGAGUUCUGAUUUAUACUGUACAAAGAAUAUUAAAUAUAUAGAAAAAUAAAUCUUUAAGGGUAUGACAUUAUAGGCUAUUAUAGUCAAUAAUACUUUAUAAAGUCCAUCAUACCAGCAAUGAAAUGGUUCCUUAUUCACAAAUAUGGCAAUUAAUACCAAAUUUAAAACACCCUGAAAUAAAAAGGAAAGGGAUGUACCAAUUUCAGACUAUGUUUUAAAGCUUCCCUAUCCUAAAUUAUACUCAAAGUUGAAGAUGGUGGUGUUCAUAAGUUUUAGAAAUAGAAGUCCAGGACUGGAGCCAAGUCUUAUUCCAAAUCUGUUUUUCUAGUUAUCACUUCACAUUUUUUAUUCUUCAUAUUCAGCCUUCAUUAUAGGAGAACUGGGAUCACAUAUUGUUCACAGAGAUUCUAAUUUAAUUAUGAUGACACUAGAAUUUGAGUUAGGUGUACAACAGGCCUAUAACUUUAUCUACUAGGAACAUCAUCCAUUAGAGGAAUAUGACAAUAUUAUUUCCCAAUAAGAGAAAUUUAUGUUAAGGAAAAGAAAAUUCUUAUUUUUUUAUUAAGGAGAAAACAAAAAUUCUAAUAUGGGAAUUCAUAAAAUAUAAUUCAAGUCCUCUUUAUGGCAAUUUGUAAAUAUAGUUUAUAAGUACAUAUAAAUAACUACAUUAAUUUUUUAUUGAUCUAGGUGGUCUCUGCUUGAUAAUUUUUUAAUUUCUUUGCAAAUAAUAGGGAAGAAAAAAGAAUUAAUUUCCUUGAUGCUUGAAUGGCCUCUCCUCAUCAUGUCUGAAUAUACAGUUGAAGGAUUCUAAUAGUAGUCAACAAUUUUAACUGUCAUGAAGUAGUUCUAUAAUUAGUGAACAUGUAUCACAAGAAA